AUGUCCCUCAGCAGGAGUAUUGAAUUCGAACACUUCGAGGAACGCGAGAGCAAGCCGAACCGGACCCCGAGAGGUCCGGGCUCCCACGCCGGGGGAGGCGGCUCCUCCCGGGGCGCUGGAGCGACGCCCAGCCCGGCGCAUAGCGCUCACUGCAGCUUCUACCGGACUCGAACUUUGCAGUCGCUGACGUCGGAGAAAAAAGCUAGGAAAGUACGUUUUUACCGAAAUGGAGAUAAAUACUUCAAGGGGCUUGUUUACGCUGUGUCAGCCGACCGUUUCCGUUCCAUGGACGCGCUGCUCAUGGAGCUCACGCGCUCCUUGUCGGAUAACGUCAACCUGCCGCAGGGGGUUCGGACUUUGUACGCCCUGGAUGGGGGAAGGAAGAUCAGCAGCCUGGACGACCUAGUGGAGGGCGAAAGUUACGUGUGCGCCUCCAACGAGCCCUUCCGACGCGUGGACUACACCAAGAACGUCAACCCAAACUGGGCCGUGGGUAGCAAGACGGGCACGUCGCGCUCCCUGUCGUCGCUGCUCUCGCCCAGGGGCGAGCAUCAACGCGAGCCCAAAGACUUCAUCAAGCCCAAACUGGUGACGGUAGUCCGAAGCGGCGUCAAACCGCGGAAGGCUGUGCGCGUCCUGCUCAACAGGAAGACUGCGCACUCCUUCGAGCAGGUGCUCACCGAUAUCACGGAAGCCAUCAAGCUGGACUCUGGUGCCGUCAAGAGGUUGUACACACUGCAAGGCAAACAGAUCACAUGUCUCCAGGACUUCUUCGGCGACGACGACGUAUUCAUCGCGUGCGGCCCAGAAAAGUUCCGCUACGCCCAUGACGACUUUGCUUUGGAUCACAGCGAAUGCAAAGGACUGAAGUCGUUACACAGUCGUUCGGUCACUCCGAUUCGGACCGGGAAGAGUCGCAGCAAGUCACCCGGUGCAGGUAAACUAAGCCGUGCGAAGCGUACGACCCGCAUUUCAGCCAGUCAGACGCCCGCCAAAUCUCAAGUAAAUGGACACACGCCAAAGUCUACAAAAUCGUCCACGCCAUCGCCUGUCAGCCCACAAAGCAAGACGCUUCCGUCGCAUCGCGGCUCUAAUUCAAACGUCGGAGGUUCACCAGACAACCACAAGGGGGAGACAAACAGUCCGGAGGUUAACGGUAACCACAGCGACCAGAUCUCUCCCGCCAUCUUGAAGAAGUACGACAUCGGAAAAGUGAUUGGGGACGGCAACUUUGCUGUGGUCAAGGAGUGCGUUGAGAGAUCCACAGGAAAAGAGUUUGCCCUGAAGAUCAUCGACAAAACCAAGUGUCGCGGCAAGGAGCACCUGAUUGAGAACGAGGUGUCGGUGCUGCGCCGGGUCAAGCACCCCAACAUCAUCCUCUUGGUGGAAGAAGUGGACACGCCCACACAGCUGUGUCUUGUCAUGGAGCUGGUUAAGGGCGGCGACUUAUUCGACGCCAUCACGUCUUCGACCAAAUACACAGAAAAGAGCGCCGGCGUCAUGGUGCGCCACCUGGCUUCUGCCAUGCAGUACCUACACGCCCUCAACAUCGUCCACAGAGACAUCAAGCCGGAAAACCUGUUGGUAUUCCGCAAACCCGAUGGCACCGAGUCGCUAAAACUCGGCGACUUUGGCCUGGCGACGGUGGCGGACGAACCCUUGUACACCGUGUGCGGAACGCCCACUUAUGUAGCUCCGGAAAUCAUCGCCGAGACCGGUUACGGCGUGAAGGUAGACGUCUGGGCAGCAGGCGUCAUCGCGUACAUUCUCCUGUGUGGAUUUCCUCCGUUUCGAAGUGAGAGCAACCAGCAGGAGGAGCUUUUUGAGCAAAUUCUACUGGGCCGACUAGACUAUCCCAGUCCGUACUGGGACAACAUCAGCCAUGCAGCCAAGGAUCUGAUCGGGAAGAUGCUGCUGGUCGACUCGGACGCUCGCUACGCUGCACAGGACGUCCAGGCCCACCCUUGGGUGGCAGACGAUUCCUCGCGGGAGGAUGCAGAUGCUGUUGAUGGCAUGAAAUCUGAGGUGACGGGGAAAUUGAGGACACAUUUCAGCACGACAGACAAAGAAGAAAACGCCAAUGCAGGCUUGUCUGUCAUUCCGAAGACGGCGCUCGACAAAGAGACCCUCCAUUUGUCCGCAGACCCACCGAAAUCCGAGGACGUUUCUUCUGCGAGCGUCCCGAGCUCGUCGUCGACCGGAUGUCCUGUCAAACACGUGGUCUUCCUUCCGCUGGCGUUCCCCUCGCCUCCGUCCUCGCCGUCCUCCGCCUCGCCACCUUCCCCGCCCGCCUUCGCCGCUAUGGAGGAGACGGCGGUGGCCCGGGAGCUCGUGGAGGGCGUUUAA
This is a messenger RNA of Nerophis lumbriciformis (worm pipefish), 2346 nucleotides long. NCBI's taxonomy places the organism in Eukaryota, Metazoa, Chordata, Actinopteri, Syngnathiformes, Syngnathidae. The record is from RefSeq and is a predicted model, not a curated record.